AUGCUCUGUUUGGGCUGGGUGUUUCUUUGGUUUGUUGCAGGAGAGAAGACCACAGGAUUUAACCAUUCAGCUUGUGCCACCAAAAAACUUCUGUGGACAUAUUCUGCGAGGGGGGCGGAGAACUUUGUCCUAUUUUGUGACUUACGAGAGCUUCAGAAGCAAGAUUUCUCCCAUAGAAGUCAACCAUCACCAACACUAGGUCCUGCUCACCAACCUUGCAGUGGCAGUGAGAAGGACCUCUCUGACAUCCAGUGGUACAUGCAACCUCGGAGUGGCGGUCCACUAGAGGAGAUCAAUAGAAACUCUCCUCAUAUGCAGAACAAAGGCACGCUGCGUAUAUUGGCCCCACAGAUGAACAGCAUUUGGUCAUAUAUUUGUAGACCCAGAAGUAGGAGGCCCCAGGAUACAGCUUGCUGUGUGAAGACCGUCUUGGAAGUUAAGCCUCAGAGAAAUGUAUCCUGUGGGAGCUCAGCACAAGAUGAGCAAGUCCUACUACUUGGCAGCACUGGCUCCAUUCACUGUCCCAGCCUCAGCUGCCAAAGUGAUGUACGGAGUCCAGAGAUGACCUGGUACAAGGAUGGAAGACUCCUGCCCGAGUAUAAGAAAAAUCCAAUUGAGAUGGAAGAUAUUUAUGAUUUUCACCAAGGCUUGUACGUGUGCGAUUACACUCAGUCAGAUAAUGUGAGUUCCUGGACCGUCCGAGCCGUGGUUCAAGUGAGAACCAUUGAUGAGGACACCAAUGUAAAGCCGGACAUUCUGGAUCCCGUUACAGACACUCUGGACGUGGAGCUUGGAAAGGCUUUUACUCUACCCUGCAGAGUACAGUUUGGCUUCCAAAGAUAUUCAAAGCCUGUAAUAAAGUGGUAUGUCAAAGAAUCUACACAGGAGUGGGAAAUUUCAGAAUUUGUGGAGAAAAGGAUUCAAUCCACUUUGAAGAACGAAGUCAUUGAACAUACCAUCUUCUUGAGAGAAGUCACCCAAAGAGAUCUCAGCAGAAAGUUUGUUUGCUUUGCUCAGAACUCCAUUGGGAACACAACACGGACCAUCCGUCUGAGGAAGAAGGAGGGAGUGGUGUUUCUAUACAUCCUCCUCGGCCUGACUGUGAUGCUGGUGGGCGUUCUGGUGGCAGCUGCUUUGCUCUACUGGCACUGGAUUGAAGUUGUCCUGCUGUGCCGAACCUUCAAGAACAAAGAUGAGACUCUGAGGGAUAAGAAGGAAUUUGAUGCAUUUGUAUCCUAUGCCAAUUGGAGCUCUCCUGAGACUGAAGCCACGGGAUCUCUGAGUGAGGAACACUUGGCCCUGAAUCUUUUCCCGGAAGUGCUAGAGAACACAUAUGGAUACAGCUUGUGUUUGUUUGAAAGAGAUGUGACCCCAGGAGGAGUAUAUACUGACGACAUUGUGAGCAUCAUUAAGAGAAGCCGAAGAGGAAUAUUUAUCCUGAGUCCCAGAUACAUCAAUGGACCCCGUGUCUUUGAGCUACAAGCAGCAGUGAACCUUGCCUUGGUUGAUCAGACACUGAAGUUGAUUUUAAUUAAGUUCUGUUCCUUCCAAGAGCCAGAAUCUCUUCCUUACCUCGUCAAAAAGGCCCUGCGGGUUCUCCCCACAGUCACGUGGAAAGGCUUGAAGUCGGUCCACGCCACUUCUAGGUUCUGGACCCAAAUACGUUACCACAUGCCCGUGAAGAACUCCAACAGAUUUAUGUUCAACUGGCUCAGAAUUAUCCCGAAGGGCUUUUCCCCUGAGAAGGACCUAGCAACGCAGAAAUCCUUGGGAGGAAUGCCCAACUCGGGAAACAGCCAUGGAGCUCAGAACAGAACGCCCGAUGCAGGGAACAGACACGGAGCUCAGAACCUCCUUCUCUCCAGCCACCAGAAGAGGUGCUGAUGGGCAGAACUUGCUGUGAGGAUCAGGCUGACAGAAAAUCGAGCCUU
Rattus rattus (black rat) is the source of this 1931-nucleotide messenger RNA. RefSeq names its product interleukin 18 receptor accessory protein (gene Il18rap). Bases 1 to 1884 code for a protein of 627 amino acids. Lineage: Eukaryota; Metazoa; Chordata; Mammalia; Rodentia; Muridae. The record is from RefSeq and is a predicted model, not a curated record. Gene Ontology annotation, molecular function: interleukin-18 receptor activity. Gene Ontology annotation, biological process: interleukin-18-mediated signaling pathway. The transcript is spliced from 10 exons.